Sorghum bicolor (sorghum) is the source of this 765-nucleotide messenger RNA. RefSeq lists its product as uncharacterized. The record is from RefSeq and is a predicted model, not a curated record. Lineage: Eukaryota; Viridiplantae; Streptophyta; Magnoliopsida; Poales; Poaceae. The transcript has a single exon. The coding region runs from base 1 to 765 and encodes 254 amino acids.
AUGGCCAAUUGCAAGCCGGUCGACACGCCAGCCGAUGCCAAGCCCAAAGCUUCAAGAUCCGAUGGCAAGCCCAUUGACGACGUCACCGCCUACCGCAGCAUCGCCGGAGCACUCCAGUACUUGACGAUUACCCGCCCCGACAUCGCAUACGCCGUCCAACAGGUCUGCCUCCACAUGGACGCGUCGCGCGAUGUUCAUCAGACGAUGCUGAAACGGAUUCUGCGCUACAUCAAGGGCACGCCAACGCUCGGAGUUCAGCUUGGCACUGCAUCGACACCAACGAUCACAGCGUACUCUGACGCCGAUUGGGCAGGGUGCCCAGAUACACGGCGUUCAACGUCAGGGUUCUGCAUCUUCUUCGGCAACUCACUCGUCUUGUGGUCCUCGAAGCGGCAAAACACGGUGUCUCGGUCGAGCGCAGAAGCGGAGUACCGCGCCAUCGCCAACUCGGUUUCCGAAUGUUCCUCGUUACGGCACUUGCUCGGAGAACUACUCUGCCCAGUCUCCACGGCAACGGUGGCGUACUGCGACAACAUCUCGUCCGUGUACAUGGCGCGCAACCCCGUCCACCAUCGCCGCACCAAGCAUAUCGAGCUAGACAUCCACUUCGUUUGGGAGAAGGUCACCAUUGGAGAGCUCCGAGUCACCCACAUCCCAAGUGCGCGGCAGCUGGCCGACGGCACUGUUCUACGACUUCUGGGACAGCCUCUCCGUCGUGCAAUCACUGACGUCGAGACUGGGGGGGUGUGUGUGUGUGUGUGUUAG